Molecule: messenger RNA, 1758 nt
Organism: Venturia canescens
Lineage: Eukaryota; Metazoa; Arthropoda; Insecta; Hymenoptera; Ichneumonidae
Gene: rasp
Product: protein-cysteine N-palmitoyltransferase Rasp
Exons: 7
Coding region: 114-1661 (515 amino acids)
Biological process (GO): protein palmitoylation
Cellular component (GO): endoplasmic reticulum
Molecular function (GO): palmitoyltransferase activity
Source: RefSeq, a predicted model, not a curated record
ACGUGAGAACAGUCUCGUGGAACCACAAGUGAACUCUCAAACUGUUUUGUUUUGAUGUUGACAACGGCAGCCGGCCGGCACGCCGCUGUUGGCGCGCUUUUCAAAAACGAACGAUGAAACUCGCAAUCAUUUCGCUAGGAAAAUACGAAACUAUCUUCUACUUCGGAGCCUGGAUAAUCGGCGUUUUUUACUCUAUUUAUAAAGUUCAUCUGAUCAGUUAUUAUUUUGCUGAUUACAAUGCAGCUUACGACGACUUCAGCCCAGGAUGGUCAUGGAUCGGAGGUAAACGUGAUACCUCAGAUAUCGAAUGGGCUCUGUGGAUUCCAUUCAUGUUCGAUAUUUUUCCUUGGACUGUCGUGCAGCUUGUUGUUAGCCAAAUUCUUAAAUCUUAUCAUAACAGUACAAUCAAACUAUCUUUAUGGAAUUUGGGCAUAUCUUUGGUAUUCCUCUGGAGAUACUUGGGAGUUCUAGGGAUGCUGUGCAUGUUGAUACAACCGUGCAUAGCUUGUCUACUUGUCUCGAUAAAGAGUAAAAAAAUAUCUUGUAUCGUCCACCUCUUGUCACUGGGUGGAUUACAAAUGGCAAAAACGAUGCACGUUGUAAUGCAAAAUUGGUUGGGUCUGGGAGACGUGAAGUAUCAGAUGUUUAUAAUUGGCAUAUGUUGGAUGCAGUUGAGAUGUAUAAGUUGCAGUAUCGAUAGAAUUGAUAGCUAUAAACACGAAAAUUUGAGCUCGUUUAUGCAGGAUCUUUUGCACAGUCUUGCUUACUGUUUGUACUUGCCAACGUUGUUUCUGGGACCACUGAUCUUGUAUGGAGAAUUCAUCGAUGGUAUUCAAAAAGCACCAAGCAAAUGGGACUCGAAGCGUUCGAUGAAAUUUUUGCUGAAUUUACUUCGUUAUUUAUUUUGGCUUCGAUUCACUGAAUUUUCCAUGCAUUUUCUUCACUUCAAUGUUUUGCAGUAUCAUCCCAAGCUCGUAGAAGAGAUGGACUGUUGGGCUUUUUAUGGGUUCGGAUACUGCAUGGGUCAAUAUUUUCUCAACAAGUAUGUAGUAGUUUAUGGAAUUUGGGGCGAAUUCAGCAGAGCUGACGACAUUAACGCACCUCCUCAUCCAAAAUGCAUCGGACGAAUUCAUCUUUACUCCGAUAUGUGGAAACACUUUGAUCGGGGACUGUACAAUUUUCUCAUAAGAUAUAUCUAUGUGCCGGUAUCAAGAAAAAACAUUCCAACAGCCCGAGUUUUCGCUUCGUUCCUAAGUUUCAGUUUUGUCUUCCUCUGGCACGGAAUACAAAUGUUUAUUUUCAUAUGGUGCCUUUUAAACUUCAUUGGACUAACCGUUGAAGGAUUUGCUCGCUCAGUUGGAAAUUCUUCAACGUAUCUCAGGCUCGAAGCACAGUAUCUCAGCCCUCGGAAUAGUCGCAGAUUCAGAUGUGCAUUGGCUGCACCUUUGUUGGUUUUCUCUGCAACCUCCAAUUUUUAUUUUUUUGCAGGAGAAGAAAUUGGUCACAUUUUCAUGUAUCGAUUGUUCCAUGAUUCGUUCUUGAGUAUUGGGAUGCUGGUAUUUCUCCUUUAUUGCUGCUGUCAAGUAUCGACAGAAUUGAAAAAUUGUGAGAAAGAAAAAUCGUUUCGAGGAAGAAGAACCGACGUGCUGAAUUGGAAAUAAUUCUGAUACAAAACCAUGUGAGGAUGACCAUUGAGCAUUUCCUUAUAACAAAUAUUUGUUUUCCAUCAGAGAUUUUAUAAAUUUUUUUCUAGUAAGA